Messenger RNA from Drosophila guanche, 2413 nucleotides. It is a transcript of the gene Usp12-46, whose product is annotated as ubiquitin carboxyl-terminal hydrolase 12. The record is from RefSeq and is a predicted model, not a curated record. The transcript has 3 exons. Gene Ontology annotation, biological process: protein deubiquitination. Gene Ontology annotation, molecular function: cysteine-type endopeptidase activity; cysteine-type deubiquitinase activity. NCBI's taxonomy places the organism in Eukaryota, Metazoa, Arthropoda, Insecta, Diptera, Drosophilidae. Gene Ontology annotation, cellular component: cytosol; nucleus. Bases 982 to 2268 code for a protein of 428 amino acids.
AUCUCUAAGAUUAACAAAAAAAACUCAACCAAAAAGACGUCGAAAGUUUUCUCCGUGUUAAAACAAAUAAUUAGCCAAUUUACUAACGAAUCCGACGAUUUGCCUUUGGGCAAAUUAUGCGUGCGGCACAUAGUGCAUUCGAAACCACGUAAAACCCAUCGAACGCGAGUGAAUUCGACCACCUUGCAGCUAUCCACCCCCAUUGUACAUGAUUUACACGAAAUUUUGCAACAACAAAAAUCAGCAGCGACGACGCAUCGCAGACGCCGCGCUGCCAACAAAAAACACAGGUUGACAUAACUGUUAAUACAGGCAAAAGUAAAUUAUUAAACAGUGGUGGUCCACACACUCGCGAAACGGGAGACAGUAGUUUUGGCAACGAAAAAGGUGGGUGUGUGUGUGUGUGUGUGUCUGAGCCUGGUCCACACAGAAAACGCGCCCUACAAAAAACUGCAAGUGCCAAUUGGAGUGUGGGAGUGGCAGCAUUUGCCAAUCCAGUUGGAGGCGCAGGCGGAACUAGAAGCAGCAUCAGCAGCAGCGAAGCACCACCACCACGAAUCUUUGUUGAGGAUCGGAUUGCCCAAUAAAAACAACAAUAAUAUUCAAAAGAAAAAGAUAUACAGCUAGAUUUCUACAACAUUUUUACAAACACAUUACUUAAGGCACUUACCCGAAGAGUGUUUUUGUUUUAAGUACUGGAAAGUGUUGACUAGAAGUCGCAGCAGCAGCACCAGCAAUCAUCAACAGACAAAAGGAAACUUUACACACGACAGUAUAAAAGUGUUUUGCGCCUCUGCCCUCUGCCCCCUCAAAACAAAUAUAUAACGAAAGAUACAUAUAUAUCGACAUAUAGGGAGGGGAUACCGUAAAUGAUCCAAUAACCAAUAGACGAUAGAACGAUCCAAGAGCAGACGACUGCAAAAGCCUGCCACGGUGUGGGGUUUUCUGUACCGGUGUGCCACUGCAGCCCCUGGCGCUGGCAUGGGCGCCAACGUCUCGCAGCUGGAGCGGGAGAUCGGCUCGGAUCUGUUUCCGGCCAAUGAGCACUACUUCGGGCUGGUGAACUUUGGGAACACCUGCUACAGCAAUUCGGUGCUGCAGGCCCUCUACUUCUGCAAGCCCUUCCGCGAGAAGGUGCUCGAGUACAAGGCGAAGAACAAGCGGCCCAAGGAGACGCUGCUCUCCUGCCUCGCGGAUCUCUUCUACAGCAUUGCCACGCAGAAGAAGAAGGUCGGCUCCAUAGCGCCCAAGAAGUUCAUCACGCGGCUGCGCAAGGAGAAGGAGGAGUUCGACAACUAUAUGCAGCAGGAUGCCCAUGAAUUUCUCAACUUUCUGAUCAAUCACAUCAACGAGAUCAUCCUGGCCGAACGGAAUGCGGGCCCCACGCAUGGCAACGGGAAUGGCAAUGGAAAGUCGAGCGGAGCGGGUGCCAGCACCUCCCAAAUGGCCACCAGCACAGCCAGCAAAUCGAGCUCCACUUCAAACUCCAAUUCCAACUCGAACUCGACCUCCAACUCGACGACGACCAAUGGGAACAGCAGCAACUCCACGGGCUCCCUGAAUGCUGCGGCCACCACGAGUGUGCUGGAUGCCAGCGGUGGUCUGACGGCCACCACCACGCCUCUGGUGCAGACCAACGGUGCCAAUUCGGAGCCCACCUGGGUGCACGAGAUCUUUCAGGGCAUACUCACGUCGGAGACGCGUUGCCUCAACUGCGAGACGGUGAGCAGCAAGGAUGAGAACUUCUUCGAUCUGCAGGUGGAUGUCGACCAGAACACCUCGAUCACCCACUGUCUGCGGUGUUUCAGCAACACGGAGACCCUCUGCUCGGACAACAAGUUCAAGUGCGACAACUGCUGCAGCUACCAGGAGGCCCAGAAGCGGAUGCGAGUGAAGAAGCUGCCCAUGAUACUGGCCCUGCACCUGAAGCGAUUCAAGUACAUGGAGCAAUUCAAUCGCCACAUCAAGGUCUCGCAUCGCGUUGUCUUUCCGCUCGAGCUGCGACUGUUCAACACCUCCGACGAUGCCGUCAAUCCGGAUCGGCUGUACGAUCUGACGGCCGUGGUCAUACACUGCGGCUCGGGCCCAAAUCGCGGACACUACAUCAGCAUUGUGAAGAGUCACGGCCUGUGGUUGCUCUUCGAUGAUGACAUGGUCGAUAAGAUUGAGGCCUCCACCAUCGAGGACUUUUAUGGCCUCACCUCGGACAUACACAAAUCCUCGGAGACGGGCUAUAUACUAUUCUAUCAGUCAAGGGAUUGUGCCUAGAGAUCAUCCUAAAUCAAGUUUAUGUUUGUUUCUUUUAAGACCAAAAUUUUUAAAGACUAUUACGCGUAUAUUCUGUAUCUUGUCUAUCCAUAAAACUAUUAUCCUUUAACUUUGCUAAUCAAUAAAAGAAAUGCAUGCACGACAA